CCGGUCCCCUUGUCUGAGCACCAUGCGGAGCUCCCUAGCUCCCGGCAUCUGGCUUCUCCGCGCCUUCUCCAGAGACAGCUGGUACCGGGGCCUUAUUCUGCUGCUCACCUUUCUCAUUUACACCUGUUACCACAUGUCUAGGAAGCCAAUCAGUAUUGUCAAGAGUCAGCUGCAUCAAAACUGUUCAGAGCUAGAAAGGCCCGACAACAACUCCAACAGCACCACAUGGUGUUACUGGGCUCCAUUUGAUCAGGACAACUACUCACAACUGCUGGGGGGUGUGGACGAUGCUUUUCUGAUUGCCUAUGCUGUUGGCAUGUUCAUCAGUGGAAUUUUUGGGGAGAGACUUCCACUCCGCUAUUACCUGUUUGCUGGAAUGCUGCUGAGUGGGAUUUUCACUUCGCUCUUUGGCCUGGGUUAUUAUUGGAACAUUCACCAACUGUGGUACUAUGUACUUGUCCAGAUCUUUAAUGGACUGGCACAGACCACAGGCUGGCCAUCGGUGGUGACCUGUAUUGGUAACUGGUUUGGGAAGGGAAAGCGUGGAUUUAUCAUGGGUAUCUGGAACUCCCACACAUCUGUGGGCAACAUACUGGGCUCCCUGAUUGCAGGUAUCUGGGUGGAUUCAGCUUGGGGCCUGUCCUUCAUCGUGCCUGGUGUUGUCAUCGCUGUCAUGGGCCUCAUCAGCUUCUUCUUCCUUGUUGAGUACCCUGAAGAUGUGAACUGUACUCCACCUCAGCAUCAUAAUGGACCUGUUGAAGACCUGGGUACAUCUGUGGAUUCAGUGGCUGGGCAUUGCUCUGACAGGAAGAGUAGAACUGAAGGUGCUGGGUGUUCCAAGGAAUCAAAUGAAAAGCUUGAGGCCAUCAGCUUCCUAGGGGCACUCAGGAUCCCAGGUGUAAUGGAGUUCUCCUUGUGUCUGCUGUUUGCGAAGUUGGUCAGUUAUACCUUCUUAUUUUGGUUGCCCCUCUACAUUGUUAAUGUGGCUCAUUUUGGAUCCAAGGAAGCUGGGGAUCUUUCUACUCUCUUUGAUGUUGGUGGCAUAAUAGGUGGCAUCCUUGCAGGGAUCAUCUCUGACUAUACCAAUGGCAGGGCCACUACCUGCUGUGUCAUGCUGAUUGUAGCUGCCCCUCUGCUAUUCCUGUACAACUCUGUUGGCCAGAAUGGGAUCAGCAGUUCUAUAGUGAUGCUGAUUAUCUGUGGGGCUUUGGUUAAUGGGCCCUACGCUCUUAUCACCACUGCUGUCUCAGCUGACUUGGGUACACACAAGAGUCUGAGGGGCAAUGCAAAGGCACUUUCCACUGUGACAGCCAUUAUUGAUGGGACUGGCUCCAUAGGUGCUGCUUUGGGACCUCUGCUAGCUGGACUCAUCUCCCCUACAGGCUGGAACAACGUCUUCUAUAUGCUUAUCUCUUCAGAUGUCUUGGCUUGCCUAUUCCUCUCUCGCUUGGUGUACAAAGAGAUCCAGGCCUGGAAGAGAAGCAUGAACAGAAACAGAGGGGAUCUGGAUGAUUCUUUGAACCCAGACUAG
This is a messenger RNA of Vombatus ursinus (common wombat), 1531 nucleotides long. RefSeq names its product glucose-6-phosphate exchanger SLC37A2-like. Gene Ontology annotation, molecular function: glucose 6-phosphate:phosphate antiporter activity. The record is from RefSeq and is a predicted model, not a curated record. The transcript is spliced from 18 exons. Gene Ontology annotation, cellular component: endoplasmic reticulum membrane. Gene Ontology annotation, biological process: phosphate ion transmembrane transport; glucose-6-phosphate transport. NCBI's taxonomy places the organism in Eukaryota, Metazoa, Chordata, Mammalia, Diprotodontia, Vombatidae. Bases 23 to 1531 code for a protein of 502 amino acids.